Molecule: messenger RNA, 1523 nt
Organism: Dreissena polymorpha
Lineage: Eukaryota; Metazoa; Mollusca; Bivalvia; Myida; Dreissenidae
Product: zinc transporter ZIP12-like
Exons: 12
Coding region: 33-1523 (496 amino acids)
Biological process (GO): intracellular zinc ion homeostasis; zinc ion import across plasma membrane
Cellular component (GO): membrane
Molecular function (GO): zinc ion transmembrane transporter activity
Source: RefSeq, a predicted model, not a curated record
UCAGUGCAGAUAUCCUGUACGACCAGCUCGGAAUGGACGUUGACACGCCCCUGAACGCAGCUUACGUCGGUGACCUGUCAGCGCUCAUUGUCUAUCAUAUACUCAUGGGUUCUGAGAUUUCCCGCCAGUGUCGUCUGCUCCCGCGCGAAAACUACUUUACGAAGUCUGUAUUCAAGCAGCUCUCUGACGAUGACGUCAUAGACUAUGAAGAUUUCCAAGAGCUGCUACUAAAGUUGAAGAUCGGGAAGGCUAUUAUGUCACAGAUGACGCAGAUGGUCGACGCGCACGGUCAUGGGCACUCGCACAGAAAGAAGCGAGCUGCAGUUGACCCUCAGAACCUUACUACGCAACAAUUCUGGAAUGAUCGGUGCUACUCCGGCGACCAAUUGCUGUCGGUGUUCAAAGUGCCGAAGACCGGAAACAUCACAUUGGGCCGAUUCAAGGACAUUUGCCCAUCCUUGGUACAACAACAACUUACAGACGCUUGCAAGAAAAGGGCACGUGGGUCUAAGAAUAAGGGUGAUCCUCCAACGGAUCUAGAACGCUACGGAUACGGCACGAUAGCGAACAUCCUGUGCUGCCUGUGCUCGCUGACGGGUGUGGUGGUGUUACCGUGUGCAUCAAAGGCCGUCUACCGGAUACUCAUAGCGACAUUUGUCGGGCUUGCCGUCUCCACGCUCUCCUCGGACGCACUUCUUCACCUCCUCCCUAUGGCUUUCGGCGUUCAUGGUCACGAGGAAGACGAUGAGGAUGACGACCACGCGCAUGCGCACAGCGAGGCCCACUUCGCGCCCUUCCUAGGAUACAGCCUGAUAGCUCUAGGCGGUAUCUACGUAUUCUACUUGUUCGAGAAGAUAAUGUCCAUGUACAGCGGUCACGGUCGUAGCCACGAGGAGGACGAUCCCGUUGAGAUGGUGAUGGGAUAUGGUGGCUCGUAUCCUAGCAAUGGAAACAAGCACUCACAUGGCAACGGGUUCGGCUCCAAUGUGACCUUGCCUAGAUAUGACGAAGGUCACCAAGAGGAACGUCCUAAAUCCAACAUGCCUCCAAUCGCCAUAAUGGUGGUCAUCGGCGAUGCGAUUCACAACUUUGCCGACGGGCUCGCGAUCGGAGCCGCGUUCACAGAGAGCAACAGUCUCGGUAUCUCCACCAGCAUAGCCAUCUUCUGCCACGAAUUCCCACAUGAGCUCGGCGAUUUCGCGAUCCUGCUCACGAGCGGCUUGUCCUUCCGGCGGGCGCUCCUGUUCAACUUCCUGUCCUCGUUGACCGCCAUGAUUGGUCUUUACGUCGGCCUCGCCGUCUCCACGGACCCCUCGGUACGCAACUGGAUCUUCGCCGUCACCGCGGGCCUCUUCCUCUACAUCUCUCUCGUCGACAUGCUUCCGCAGUUGCUUGAGAAGCGGAAAGAGAAGCCCCUAACGAACUUCAUCUUCAACAACGUGGGCAUUUUCAUCGGACUCGCCAUCAUGCUGCUGCUAGCGGUGUUUGAGGAACAGAUCCGAGGUAUAGGAGGAACCGCUUAA